AGAGAUUUUUUUAUUAUUUUUAUACCUAAGGUUGUCUGUGUUCGCACUGCGAAAACAUUUGAAGCAUCCCAUGAUGUUAUUUUUCUUUUAAAAAUCGUUAAAAAGUUCAUACAACUUUUUGAUGAAUUAAUAUUUGCCUUUUGCAGAUAUCACGAUGCGACGGUCGGGAUAUCUUUUGGUCCUGCCGGUCUUGGUCCUGGUACUACCUGUGGUUCUCGCGGAGUACCUGCUGCCGGGUGACGUGGUCCCCAAGCACUACGACGUGAGGCUCGUCUUCGACGUCGAUCCAAGGACUAAUUACAGCUUUUUUGGUGUUGCUGAUAUCCUGUUGGACGUUAAGAAGACGACUUCAAAGAUCGUUCUGCACGCCCAGGAUUUUAUUGUAGCAGACGAUAAAGUGGUAUUUCAUGGUGCUGGCGACUUACCAGUCGUUACUUCUGUGAAACUCAAUGAUACAUACAAUUUCCUUACCCUAACCUUGAACAAGGAACUUGUAGAAGGUUCUAGCUACCGCCUGCAGAUACCUUUCUAUGGCAAUUUGAAGAUCGGACUUGAUGGUGUCUAUAUUAGUACAUAUGUAAAUAAGAAGACAAAUCUUAGAGAGUACUUGAUAGCGACUCAAUUUGAGGCUAUAUCAGCUCGCAAAGGUUUCCCGUGCUUCGACGAACCUGUGUACAAGGCGACGUUCCGACUGAACAUCGGUCAUCAUGAGGAGUUCUCAGCAGUCUCCAACAUGCCGCUGUUUAAUACUUCCAGUGACAAUGCCCUUGAAGAUGUUUGGCCUUGGGAAACGAUUGCAAAGAAAUUUAGGAAGGACCGCGCUCACUUCGUUUGGGAUCAGUUUGAGAAUUCUGUCCCGAUGUCUACAUACCUGGUCGCGUUUGUGGUGUCAAAGUUCGCGUACGUUGAGAGCCCGCCAGAGCUCGCUAACACUAAGUUCAGGAUCUGGGCUAGGAGUGAUGCUAUUGAUCAGACCGCGUACGCCGCAAAUCUGGGUCCCCGCGUGUUGUCGCACUUCGAGCGUUGGUUCAACGUAUCGUUCCCGCUGCCGAAGCAGGACAUGAUCGCCAUCCCCGACUUCAGCGCCGGCGCCAUGGAGAACUGGGGCCUCGUCACCUACAGGGAGACCGCGCUGCUCUACGACAACCAACAGUCCUCCUUCCUCAACAAGGAGAGGGUCGCAGAGGUGAUAGCUCACGAGCUGGCUCACCAGUGGUUCGGCAACCUGGUGACGAUGAAGUGGUGGUCAGACCUGUGGCUGAACGAGGGUUUCGCGACGUUCGCGGCGUCAGUUGGCGUGGCGGCGGUGGAGCCCGCCUGGCGCGCUGACCGCACAUACGCCCUCGACAACAUCCUCUCCGUGCUCAGUCUGGACGCGCUCGAGUCCUCGCACCCGGUGUCAGUACCGAUCGACAAUCCGAAGCGUAUAUCGGAAAUCUUCGACGAAAUCUCGUAUCGUAAAGGUUCUACCAUCAUCCGCAUGAUGACCAUGUUCCUCGGAGAACACGUCUUCCGGGAAGCCAUCAAUAAUUACCUGGUGAAGCACUCGUACGGUAACGCGGAGCAGGACGACCUGUGGUCAGAGCUGACAGCCGCCACACAGCGACAUGGCGGCCUCUCUCGCAACGUCACAGUCAAACAGGUGAUGGACACCUGGACCACGCAGACCGGCUACCCGCUCCUCACUGUCACCAGAGACUACAGUGACAACUCGCUCACCAUCUCACAGAAGCGCUACCUGUCUCUGGGCGCGAGGGCGAGCAGCAGCGCGUCGUGGUGGGUGCCGCUGCGGGUGCUGUGCGAGGGGGAGGAGCAGACGCAGAUGGAGACGGGUCAGGUGCAGUGGCUGGCGGCGGGCGAGGGCACAAACACUCUGCACCGCUUCGAGCACGGCGCAGCACCGGAACAGUGGGUCAUCUUCAACACUGACAUGAUCGCUCCUUACCGCGUGAACUACGACCCCCGCAACUGGCAGCUGAUAACUCGCGCGCUGGCGAGCGGACACCGCGCUGUUCCAGUGCUGGCUCGAGUGCAGCUGCUGUCAGACGCGUUGGAACUGGCCUGGGCUGGUCGACUUGACUACACCACCGCACUGCAACUCACGAGUUACCUGCAGAAAGAGAUGGACUAUCUGCCGCUGUCGACAGGUCUGCGUGGGUUGGCUAAGAUUGAGAAUGUUCUGAAGCGUACUCCAGACUACGGAGCCUUCCAGAAGUUUGUUAGACGACUUAUUGGUGAGACUUACACUCGCUCCGGAGGUCUGUCCUCCAGCAAGAUCCUCAACGAAGACGACCUCAUCAGUGUUAAAAUGCAGGUGACGACGAGCAGCUGGGCGUGCCGCAUGAAGGUGCCAGGCUGCGAGGAGAAUGCCAUCGCGCUGUUUGACCGCUGGAUGGAGACUCCCAACCCUGAUCAGAAUAAUCCUAUCCCGCUGGACCUGCGCCGCACGGUGUACUGUGUGGCGCUGUCUCGGGGCUCCGUGCGUCACUGGCGCUUCGCCCUCGAGCGCCGGCGCAGCGCCAACGUGGCCGCCGCCCGCGACCAGCUGCUGCACGCCCUCGCCUGCUCCAGAGACACAUGGAUACUGGCGCAAUACUUGGAGUGGGCAAUAACUGAGGGGUCGGAGGUGCGGCGUCAGGACGCGGCGGCCGUGCUCGCCGGCGUCACUCGCUCCACUGUUGGAUACUACGUCGCCAAGGACUUUAUAUACGACCGUAUUGAAGAUAUUUACAACGCGUUCUCUCAAGGUCGUCGCAUCGGCUUCAUCAUCAAGACCUUGCUCGAUCAGUUCACAACACAGAAGGAACUCGACCAGUUCCUGGUAUGGAAGCAAAAGAACGAGAAGUACCUGGAGGACGCGCACUUGGCGGUGGAGCAGGGCGUGGAGCGCGCGCGAGUCAACAUCGACUGGUUGGCGCGACAUCGCCGCCACGUCGUCGACCGCCUGCGAGAGUUCUCCUCCUACCGGAGACCGGCAGACCAGUGGGAAGAACAAUCCAUCAUGCUAUCCAUUUACGCUAUCCAUAACUUGACGAGCAGUAGAUCGCCCAAUUACGUAUACGAAAUAGGGAAAAGAUGAUAAUAUUAAUGAUAAUGACUUU
Messenger RNA from Papilio machaon (common yellow swallowtail), 3101 nucleotides. RefSeq names its product aminopeptidase N. Bases 155 to 3079 code for a protein of 974 amino acids. Gene Ontology annotation, biological process: proteolysis; peptide catabolic process. Gene Ontology annotation, cellular component: cytoplasm. The record is from RefSeq and is a predicted model, not a curated record. The transcript is spliced from 19 exons. NCBI's taxonomy places the organism in Eukaryota, Metazoa, Arthropoda, Insecta, Lepidoptera, Papilionidae. Gene Ontology annotation, molecular function: peptide binding; zinc ion binding; metalloaminopeptidase activity.